AAUCAAAAUGUCUUGCGUAACAUAGAGGUCAUAAACGUGAUCGCUUUUAGUUAUAUUGAUCGUAUCCUCAGAUAAAACAAUGUUCGAAUACGAGGCAUAGUCUGUAUGCUGCUCAUACACACUACAUAGCUUUGAGAGCAGACCCUCUCUACUGGGAUAACACCUACAGCUCACCCACAUUACCUAACACCACUUUAGUGACGUCACACAAUAACAAACUUGAUUUGCAGCAAACACAAGAUGAACUCGAUUGACUGGUCUGUCCUUGGCGAGGAGUCUGCCUUGUUAGCGGACGCGAUCUCGUCCAGUUGUAGCAUGUGGCUUGGGCUGCUCGAGCAGGAGAAUUCCUCUAUUCGCUGCACCUUCUGCAACACGCCCAUCCCCUGGAUCAUCUGCAGAAAGUACACCUGUAGCCACUGUCAUGCGCAAUACUGCUCCAAAGAACACAAGAGAGCCGAUCAACGCUAUCACCGGCACAGAUGCAAUAAGCAACCCCAAGAAGUACCCUACACUGAUUCUCCUGAAAGCUCUAUGGCAAGCUUGCUUGGCACGCAUCCUGGAUCGAUCUUCCAAGGAGAUUUUAGCACAAUUCCUCACAUAGAGUGUCUGGCCGAUUUACAGGGCGGUCUUGACAAACCUGUCGACUUAACCACGAAGUCCGUAUCGUCGGAUACACACUCAAAGAGGGGCAGUCGAAGUAGUACUUCGAGCAAUGCACAGGAAGAGACAGAAAUGCAUGUUACACCGAUGUACGACGCAUCGCCUCUAUCCCCGGCAGAGGUGCCAAGCCCAUGUAGCUUACAGGGAGUCGACAACUCUGCCGUCCUUAACCUUGCCAAUGCAAAGCUGACCGUAAACGAAAUAGCAGCAUUCACAGCGGAUAGCCUCCAGCGGAAUAACUAUUGCAUCCUGGACAACUUCAACGGCUCUACUCUGGCGCAGUGUAUCUAUGAAGAAGUGAAAGGGUUGUAUUUUCGCGGUGAACUUUCUGACGGAAAAUUGUCAACUUGUGAGGUGACAGAGGUCGGGCCGAAUGGCCGCGCAGUGCGAGAAGAUAAGGUUGCAUGGCUGAGAGGCGUCGAGGCCAAGGCGGUACAAAGGCACAUGCUUCACAUGGACAAGUUCAUGUCCCAUUGUAACAAGUAUUUUCACGGACUGGAGAUAUCCAAGAGCAGGACGCACGCCAUGGUCGCGUGUUACCCGGGUGGGGGGACUGGGUACAAGCCACACGUGGAUAAUCCGAUCAGAGACGGGCGCUGCAUCACAACACUGUAUUACGUCAACCCAGAGUGGAACGCGCGGAGAGACGGCGGGAUUCUCACGUUGUUCCCAAACAGUCGCAGCCGCUCGGCCGUGCACGUGGAGCCAGUCAUGGAUAGAAUGCUCCUAUUCUGGUCCGACCAUAGGACACCGCACACGGUCAACCCGACAUUCAAAACAAGGUUUGCAAUAACUCUGUGGUACUUUGAUCAAAAGGAGAGGGAGAGCUACUUCAGGAGAAGUAAGAAAAUGUCUUAUAACUUCCAAUUUCAUUGUGCUUUUACCGGUCCCACUUCUUGAGUGACGUCUUUCCCCUUGAAGGGGAGGGGGGCUGAGGGGGUUAAAGUCUUGAUGCAGGAACAACUCAAGCAUCGGUCAUAGCGGGAAAGCCAUGAUACACAGAGUCCUGAAUAUCCGACACGAGUUUUCGUCGUGCGCUGGAAGAAAAAAAGAUCGACAACGCCUAGCAAGUGGCAGCACUGAAACUAUCAGACUCUGUCGCGUACACACAGACCCAGAUAGAUAGAGAGAUAAGCGCUGAGAAAUACUGUUGGCUGUGGGCCUUGGAUAGCAAGGGCACGUGUUAAGUGACAGAUCAAGUUAUGCAGACAUGAUAGCACAAGAAGGCAAAUAGCUAGUUGGUGCUGCUGGGGGGAAUAGGUGGAGUAUAAUUUAUCUUUGUAGAAGGCUGUCUCCUACGUAUAUAGCGUAACUGAGGUGAGAAUAACUGCAUUGGAGACUAGGUGAAGGCAGGCUUGGAGAAUUUAGUUCAAAAUUUGACGAAAGUCGAUUAUCGACUGAACACUGCUUAGCCCUCAUCCAGGGUAUGGACCAUCGUAAUGCUACAUCCGGCACAAACCCAUUCACCGGAAAGGGGUUUGUAUAGGGAUGGAAAGGCUAUUAAAAGACUUGCUUAACAUAGCUUGUAUUGGCCUUUCACCUGACUUACGUCUAAAAAAUGGGUAAAAUAAAGGCAACAAUAAACUUUACGCAUUUUGAAA
Molecule: messenger RNA, 2261 nt
Organism: Nematostella vectensis (starlet sea anemone)
Lineage: Eukaryota; Metazoa; Cnidaria; Anthozoa; Actiniaria; Edwardsiidae
Product: prolyl hydroxylase EGLN3
Exons: 6
Coding region: 241-1560 (439 amino acids)
Biological process (GO): cellular response to hypoxia; peptidyl-proline hydroxylation to 4-hydroxy-L-proline
Cellular component (GO): cytoplasm; nucleus
Molecular function (GO): ferrous iron binding; peptidyl-proline 4-dioxygenase activity; L-ascorbic acid binding
Source: RefSeq, a predicted model, not a curated record